Molecule: messenger RNA, 1146 nt
Organism: Emericellopsis atlantica
Lineage: Eukaryota; Fungi; Ascomycota; Sordariomycetes; Hypocreales; Bionectriaceae
Exons: 1
Coding region: 1-1146 (381 amino acids)
Biological process (GO): retrograde vesicle-mediated transport, Golgi to endoplasmic reticulum
Cellular component (GO): SNARE complex; endoplasmic reticulum
Molecular function (GO): SNAP receptor activity
Source: RefSeq, a predicted model, not a curated record
AUGUCCUUUCAAGGAUUGCAGGAGCGCUUGUCCGCUCUGCAAGAGACGACCUCCCAAAUCCAAGACCUCAUCUCUCGACUUGCGGAGCUCAAGUUCCAACCCGGCUCGGUACCCCUCGACACGAACGAAGAGGGCAGCGUGAGCGGAGAGCUCAGCACGGAAAUCGCAAUUUCUCUGCGCGAGUGCGAGGAUGAGCGAGAGCUACUAUCCGAAGAUGUGGAAUAUCUGCGCAAAGAGGAGAAGACGAGGUUGCGGGAGGGUGUCGAGCGCCAGGCCCACGAGCUGGAGCGGUUACGGGCCUCUUUCCGCCAAGCCCGCCUCGCCGCCAGAAAGAGCCUACUGGACGCACAGAGGCUGGAGCGGCAGCUUCUCGUCAAAUCGUACUCGAUACCGGAUCACACCUCGACCAACGAGACAAACGACGAGCAACCUGCGUCCGUCCACAUUCCGCAGCCUAUCCGCAAGCAGAAGCAGUACGAGACGGGGACGGUGCUGUCAGAGAAGGAUCGACAGACGGUGGGCGCGAGCUCUCGGGUGACGGACUCGCUGCGCCAGAUGCAUGCCUCGCUGCAGUCGGAGUUGGAGCGGAGCGAGUACGCCAAGCAGACCAUGGCCGAGUCGAGCGCGGCCUUUGCGCAGCUGGACGAGUCGUACUCGGGAUUAGAGACGAUGCUGAAGCGCUCGAGGGAUUUGCUGGGCACAUUGCUGCGGAGCCAAAAGAGCGACACGUGGUACCUCACGACGAGCUUCUACAUGUUGAUGGUGGUGGGGGCGUGGCUGGUGUACAGAAGAUGGCUCUCUGGGCCGCUCUGGUGGCUGGUCCUGUUUCCACUGCGGAUACUAUUUGGCGUGGGCAAGGGAGUCGGCAAGGUGGCACUCAAAGGGCACGAUGGGCAGGUAGUGGAGAUUGGGACCGAUGAGGCGGCCAAGGUAGAGGUGGAGGGGAUACCGGGGAGCGAGCUGCCGACAGCCAGGGUAGCAGGCGACCACAAGCCGGAGGAGGAUGUCGACGCAUUGCUGGAGAGGGUAGGUGGUGUGAUGAACGAACAAGACGUUGUUGAGCCGGUGGAGCGGAUAGAAGUCAGUGUGGAGGAAGGACAGCCCAUUGCGGCGGGCGACGAUGCACGUCCACGAGAUGAGCUAUAG